Molecule: messenger RNA, 879 nt
Organism: Brassica napus (rape)
Lineage: Eukaryota; Viridiplantae; Streptophyta; Magnoliopsida; Brassicales; Brassicaceae
Product: ADP-ribosylation factor 2-B
Exons: 6
Coding region: 129-674 (181 amino acids)
Biological process (GO): vesicle-mediated transport; intracellular protein transport
Cellular component (GO): cytoplasm
Molecular function (GO): GTPase activity; GTP binding
Source: RefSeq, a predicted model, not a curated record
UCUUUCAAACUUUAUCUCUCAGUUGCUUUCUAACGAGAUCAUCAAGUGUUGGCAGGCUACAACCUCUGUGUUUGGAUAAGUUUUAAGACUCUUUCAACGUCUUCUUGUGGGUUGUGCAGUAAAGCAAGAUGGGUUUGGGUUUUGCCAAGCUUGUUAGCAGUCUCUUUGCAAAGAAGGAGAUGAGACUUCUGAUGGUUGGUCUUGAUGCUGCUGGUAAGACCACUAUUCUCUACAAGCUCAAGCUCGGAGAGAUUGUCACCACCAUCCCCACUAUUGGUUUUAACGUGGAAACUGUGGAGUACAGGAACAUCAGUUUCACAGUGUGGGAUAUAGGGGGUCAGGACAAGCUCCGUCCCUUGUGGAAGUACUACUUCCAGAACACGCAGGGUCUGAUCUUUGUCGUGGACAGCAACGACAGAGACAGAGUUGUUGAGGCUAGAGAUGAACUGCACAGGAUACUCAAUGAGGACGAGCUGCGUGAUGCUGUGUUGCUGGUGUUUGCCAACAAGCAAGAUCUUCCAAAUGCGAUGAACGCAGCUGAGAUCACAGAUAAGCUUGGCCUUCACUCCCUGCGUCAGCGUCACUGGUACAUCCAGAGCACAAGCGCCACUUCAGGUCAAGGACUGUACGAAGGUCUGGAAUGGUUAUCCAACAACAUCGGUGGCAAGGCGUAAUGACGCAAAACUGCAUUGCAUCGAGAUGCAAGAGAAGAUUAUAAAUAUUAUUAUUAUUAUAUGAACUUUUUUUGUCAAUUGGGUAUGUGAAUGGUCUGAUUGUACAACUACAUGCCUUAUAUGGUUAUUGCUUUCAUUGUACUUGAAUAAACACAUGGAUUGAUGAUUGAAUGUUACUGCUUUCUUGUUACUGCACAAGUAUUUU